Molecule: messenger RNA, 201 nt
Organism: Ilex paraguariensis (yerba mate)
Lineage: Eukaryota; Viridiplantae; Streptophyta; Magnoliopsida; Aquifoliales; Aquifoliaceae
Source: the annotation of a GenBank genome assembly
AUGGAUGACUUCGCUGGUAGUUGUUUGGGCGAUGGCUCCUCAGGCGACGCCAGAGGCUUCUUAGGCGAUGCCACCACGUUGCACGUCGAGAACAAGGGGACAUUAGGCAGUGGAGAGUAUCGAAGGGACCUUGGAAGGAUUGGCGAGGCAAAAGGAGACCAAGAAGGCGAUGCCUAUGAGAUUGUUGGCGACACCAUAUGA